Meloidogyne enterolobii is the source of this 396-nucleotide messenger RNA. Lineage: Eukaryota; Metazoa; Nematoda; Chromadorea; Rhabditida; Meloidogynidae. The record is from the annotation of a GenBank genome assembly.
AUGACGUCUGAUCAACAAAAUGGAAAAUCUCCAUUUUUGCCAAGAACAACGAUGGAUAACGAGGAAAACAAAAACAACACCAACAAGUUUAGGAGAACAAACAUUAAUUCUCUUUAUUCCUUCAAUUUCAAUCGGUUCCAUUAUUGUGUUUUGUUAUGCUGGCUGUUUGGAAUUUUCUUCGCAACCCAAAUGAUUUUUUCCGUAUUUUCAAAUUAUAUACCAAAAUGGAAAUGUUUAUCAAAUAAUACCACAAAUUUUGCUAGAAAUUGUACAAUAUAUCAACAAUGUCCAGAGAAUUUGAUACAAUUUGAAGAGAACAUACCUUUUCAUUCAGCGGCAAUGGAAUUUGGUUGGAUUUGUGGAGCUAAUGCAUAUAAUCGAGCUUUAUUUAGGUAA